CCCGCGCAAUGUUCUCUGCCUUAUAUGGGCAGUAGAAUGCAGACGCACGGCUUCGUCACACGUCGUUUAUGUAAAUGCCUUUAUUGAAGAAAAAGAAAAAAACCCUUCUGCUUCACUACGAAAUGGAGGAGUGGAUUUGACGCAUGCGCAAUACGUCCACAACUAUCCAGUCCGGUCCACAGGCGCAGACAUCAACAAGAGAGCGGGUUACUGACACGGCUUGAUUUCCAUAAUAAACCGACGGAAGGACGUGCAGCUGCAGGAAAACUAUUGCUUUUCACACAGCUUUACAUCACUUGCAACUAAGAUGUUUGGCUUCCAUAAGCCGAAAAUGUACAGGAGUCUGGACGGCUGCUGCAUCUGCCGCGCAAAAUCCUCCAGCUCCCGUUUCACGGACAGUAAACGUUAUGAGAAAGAGUUCAGGAGCUGCUUCGGACUGAGUGAAACAAGAUCUGGAGAAAUCUGUAAUGCCUGUGUACUCUUGGUGAAACGAUGGAAAAAGCUGCCGGUGGGAACCAAGAAGAACUGGAACCAUGUUGUGGAUGCAAGGGGUGGUCCCAGCCUCAAGAUCACAUCCAGGCCUAAGAAAAUCAAGUCAAUCACUAAGAAGGCAAGGCCAAGUCAGAUCAGCAGGCUGCAGAAGGAGCUCAAAAGAAACAACUCUGAUGCCCACAGCACCUCCAGUGCAUCUCCAGCUCAGUCUCCCAGCUACAGCAACCUGUCAGACGAUUGCUCUGAUACAGAGCUCAGCCCAGGUUCUAGCCGCUCCCCGGUUUUCUCCUUCCUGGAUCUUACGUACUGGAAGAGACAAAAAGUUUGCUGUGGAAUCAUCUACAAGGGCCGCUUCGGAGAAGUGCUUAUAGACCCACACUUGUUCAAACCAUGCUGCCGCAAAAAGCGACAGCAGCAACAGCAGGACGAGGAGGAAGAAGACGAGGAGGAAGAGGACGAGGAGGAAGAGGUGGAAGUAGAGGAAGGUCAGCCGGGAGUGGGUAUCGGUGGGCAGAAAUCCCAGACAGACGAGGAAGUAAAGAUGGGAACAUGUGAGGAGAACGCCGAGAGCGCUCAGCUGUGUGUCAGCGUCACAACACCUCCAACCAGAAUUGUAGUGGUGGAGGCAGGGUGGUAGAGUGAAAGGAUCACUUUGGGUUUUUUAGUGUGGUUAUAUAUAUAUAUAAGCUAUUGAUUGAAGCAAUCAGCACUGACUAGAGGCAUUCAUACACCCACCUGGGACCCAUUUGACCAAAAAAACACAACAAAAUAAUGCUACCGUAAAAGGCUCCCUCCCAAAAUCUGCACCUGCUCAUUUACGCAAUAUCUUAUACGUGUGUUUACUCACUUCUAAAUACUGUUUGAUGUGUCUUCCUUUUUGGAAACUGAACUUGGUUAACUGCUAAAUCCUUCUCACCAAUAUCCGUUGAAGUUGCGCAGACGUCGUAAAUCCACUGCUACCUCUAUUAGUAAGUCCAUAAUAUGGAGGUUUUUGUAACUUUGGUGUUUUGAUACUUUUGUUUACAUGUACUCUCCGUCACCGGCCUUUCCUUGUGGCCUUUGGUACAGAUGUCAUGAUCAGUGGUCUCAAUACAAUGUAAAAAUCACAUCCACUUGAGUAGGUGUAGAAAUGAUGAGUUGAAGCACUUGCUUGGAAGCUAGAAGGUGACAUUUCCAUUAAAACACAGGACAGGCAACUACAUAAAAAACCAUGACUGUCAUUAUAAAACCACACUUGAAAACCUGAAAUAACCCUGAACAUCACUCCCAUGCCCACAAUUUUGAAGAAAUCUCGGGGUGCUGGUUUAGUCUUAGAGCACUUACUGGAAGAGGUUGCCUCAGAUUGUCUUCGUAAAGCAGCUGAAAAUCCUUCGGUCUUCUGGAGUUUGUUGGAGUUAAAUUUUCUGUGUUAUAGCUGUAACUUAUUAACUUUUUCACCUUUGUUACUAUGCUCACAGUGGACCAGCAUCCCUGUUGUUGUUUGUUUUGUUUUUUUUUAUUAUCUUUAGAUGAAAAGCUGAAGCUGUAGUUUGCUUGUAGGUACAUGGUAGAGAUUUCAUUCCAAAACACAAUACAUCCCUGAGGUUCCAGCAAAAGGUGCUACUAGAAAGUCCUGACCCAACAUUUCAAAGAUACAUGUGAACUCAUUCACGCUGUCCAUGUUUUCUGAGCAUGUGUGUGAGAGGAUAACUAAUGUGAUUGGACACGCGUUUUUUAUCUUCAUCUCCUGGAGACGAUUCUUCUAGGAUGAAUGACACAGUGACAAAGCACAGACUUGUACAGUAACCCCUGUCUUUGUCUUCUUUCACACUGACAUCCACUCCUAUCAAUGCAUUUGUGUGUGUAGUUUGGAUUAGCGUCUCUGUGUAGACCCAUUUUAAAAAAGGCCUAUUCACAGCUUCAACAGCAAAUACACCAGCCUUAAUUGUGUGUCAAAGACAGUGCUAGUGUUAAUUCUGGAUUGGUAAUAAGAAACAAAAAAAGGGGGACAGUUAAUGUGUCUCGGCCCGAACAAACACGAUGCAUUUGCAUGAAAGGAAAGCCACUCAUUCAAAAGACGCAGUGCUCUGAUGCAUGAGUCGACAAAAGUUGCAUGGCCUUAUAGAAACUGUAAAUCUUGCUUUUAUUUUUGGAUCCUUUUUCUCUGAAGUUUUAACUUAUUUUUAUAUGUAAAAUAAAAAAAAAAGAAAAAUAGAACACGUCUUUGCAUAAAAAUAGUAACAAUACACACCGUGACAGCAAACACACUCAAUCGGUCUAUAGUCACUCAACAAUUGCAAUGCCAGUGUUUUCUCUCAUUCCCGUCAGUAUAUGGUAAAACUCUUUAUACAAGCUGAAAUUCUAUGCCGUUGCCUCAUACACCACAAAUGUGUUGUGAUAUAUAGCCUGAUAUGACUUUAUUUAUCGAAGAAAGCCAAAGCACAUUGAAAUUCACCCAUUGUCAGAUUAAUGCAGGUUUAACAUGGACACUCGUGCUCGUCCAAGGUCAUUGUAUGUUUAUGAUAUUCUAAAAGCGAACACUAAUAUGAAAAUAUCAUACAUGUGAUGUCUCAUAUGGGUUUAUUAUUUAUUUUAUUUAUUUGUAUUACUUCACCCCCGUUUAAAGGUGUAAUACUAUGAAUUCUUCUCAUUUUUAGCUAUUGCAUAGCAUGAUUUUUAAAUUUUUUUUUUUGUACAUCAGAAAUGGAAUGUAAUUCCCACGCAUCUUUGAUUUAAUGUUGCGUUGAAUUACUGGUUGUCAAUAUUUGUGAAAUGAUAAUGUGAUAAGUAUUUAUUUGUUGUUUUUUUAAGUUGAGUUGCUGCAACCUAACUUAUUCUGUAUCAUCAUUUUGGCUUUGUGUUAUUAACUGAAAGAAACAAUAGAUUGCAAACCGACUGUACUUUUUCCCCUGUUUAGCCUGUAGCUUCAAAUAUUAGAGAGCAGUAGGAUACCUGAACUGUAGACUUGCAUGUACCGUCGCUAUGCAUUUACUUAGCUUACAUGGUAGAAAAAGCAGUUUUGUAUUUUUUAUAAAUCAUGUACUUUUUUUUACUUGUCUGUUAAUAAAAAGCAAUUUUGUGAAUUUUCUGGAAGAA
Messenger RNA from Cynoglossus semilaevis (tongue sole), 3567 nucleotides. RefSeq names its product SIN3-HDAC complex associated factor (gene sinhcaf). Gene Ontology annotation, biological process: negative regulation of cell migration. The transcript has 6 exons. Lineage: Eukaryota; Metazoa; Chordata; Actinopteri; Pleuronectiformes; Cynoglossidae. Gene Ontology annotation, cellular component: Sin3-type complex. The record is from RefSeq and is a predicted model, not a curated record. The coding region runs from base 308 to 1129 and encodes 273 amino acids.